AAAAUACGAGGUUAAAUAAUGACGUCACUGAUCUUCAGGUUGGAAAGUUGGAGCUUUAGAGGCCAGAGUUCCUUAGUUGGAAUUCCGAAUUUGAUGACCGUUCAAAUCUAUUUUUCCCAGUCGAAGCUCGUUUUUUUCAGAGUUCUCAGUUGUUUUGAACGCACUGAAGUUGGAAGUCUGAAAUGUCUGAGUUCCGUGCUCCCAGUUGUUUUGAACGCGGCAUAGGCUAUUGUUUAUUAUCACCUUCCGGAUUCUUAGAAACUUCACCUGUUACAGACGCGCCACCGACUUACCCGUUCAAUGGAGGAACCAUUCUUUUUUGCUUGCGGGGAUUUCGUCGACUGGUCUGUCCAAACUGCUUGGGAACAGAAUGACGCCGAGGUGGACAGUGCAUUUGGAGACUGGAGUUCCGCCUGUAAUGGCAACAAGUCGGAUGCAGUUGAAAGAUCUUCAUCUCUGUCUUCACCCAUGGACAUGGACAUCUCUAAACUCUCAACAAAGCUGGAGAAUGGCAAUGUGAAGAAAUCAUGUGUAGUUUUCCAGGAGUGCUUCCAGGUCUUGGGUGAAUCUGAAGAGGCCAACUGUACUGUACGAUCUCUGUCCCAGCUGCUAGAAAACACACAGCCUUUUCAACCAACAGCUACAAUAUGUGACUGUGGCAGCUUGUGGAGCCAUCUGUUGGCUGAGCCCAAUAGGCUGAGGCUGUCAGAGCCAAAGCCCAGCUUACACCGCCACAGCCACAGCAGAAUGGUUUCUGCCCUCAGAAUCACACCCUCACACUGCAUCUCUGAACAGUGUGAGUCACUCUUUUUGGAAGACAAUGAAGAAACUACAGAGGAGACCUCUUGCCCCCCUGCUGCUGCUCUCAUCAAAACCAAGCUGCUGGCCCCCUCCUCCUGCCAUGGUGACACCCCAGCGUUCCUCUACCAGAUCUCCCAGCAGUGGCUGACUCAAUGCAGCAUCCGGCUGCAGCCUCAGCACCACAAGAAGCCUCCUGCACUGAACUAUGGAGAAGGAUAAGAUGAAGAUGCAGCAUAGCAUAGCCCUACUGUACUGUUGUAGAUGGGUGAAAUGGGUUGGGUUGUUACCCGGGUGAGAACAAAGUAUUAACGUUUCGCAACAUUUUAUUUAUACAGAUUGUAAACAAGACAUUCUAUGAUAUUGUGUAUUUGGUUUGCAGGCGUGUUCCUGGUUUUAUAUAUAAUAUUUUGAUACAGAGUGCAGUUGCAGUGAUACUAUAAAUGUACUGAGUGAUUUA
Molecule: messenger RNA, 1258 nt
Organism: Coregonus clupeaformis (lake whitefish)
Lineage: Eukaryota; Metazoa; Chordata; Actinopteri; Salmoniformes; Salmonidae
Exons: 6
Coding region: 301-1020 (239 amino acids)
Source: RefSeq, a predicted model, not a curated record